UCGCGAGUGGGGCUUCGGGACACCUAGAACCCCCGAGCCCCACACCCCGCCCGGUGUCCGCGAGCAGCGGGCGGCACGCACGCCCCCAGGACUGGGCCAGGCGCCUGAGAGAGGAAGGCCCUGCCCUGGGCUGCGCGCCCCCGCCCCAGCCUCCUGGCUCGGGUCAACUUCUCUGGGCUGGAGCAGGCCCCCCACCCCCGCGCCGUGCCCGCGCGACUCUCGGGGCAGGGGAGCGGAGACCUCAGGGGACGACUCUGGGGACCGGUCAGACCUCGGGGGUUCAACUGGUCUCAGGGGCGAAGCCCUGCCGAGAACAGAGGUGGGGGUCAGGACCCGGCCUCUCUCUCCAGGGCCCGCCCUGGUUCCGACGGGCGACAGCAUCCCUGGGCAACAAGGAGCGCCGAGGACCUCUAGGAUUGGGGGCUAAUCGUCCUCAGGGCCGCGCACCCGGCUCCCUUGGAAUUCAGCAGGCCCGUGGGGGCAUCUGACCAAAAUCGAGGCGCUGCCUUGUCCGUGGGGAAGCGCUUGGUUUCCGGCAGUUCCUGCCCGCGGGCGUAUUUAGAACCGGGGGUCCCUCGAGGAAGUGGGCUCAGGAAGCCGAGUCUAUGCAGGCACGUUUAGCUUGAUGGUGCCUGAAAUUCUGACACUAGGUCUGUCCCGCUCUCAGAGAGAGAUCCGGGGACUCAGCUCAAGCCUGGGCCUUUUAGGAAAGCACACGGGAGAGUUAUUCCUGCCUUAACUAGGGGACAAAGAUGGCCCAGAAAGCACCGGGUUCCGGCAGACGGAUCUUGACAGAGGCACAGGUUGGCAGCUGUGUGUCGGGGUGUGCCCGCGAGGAGAGAUGGUCUGGGUAACCUGGCCUCCAGGGAGCUUAGCAGGGGCUGUGUGGGCGGCCCGCAAGGCCGGGAGACUCCUCCCGCAGCCCCAAGCUUCCCCAAACUGGGGGGCAGGCGGCCCCUCACGCGGCCAGUCUGGCCUGGGCCAGCGCCGAGGCCCGGGGUCAGAGGCCUAGCAAAGCGCCCCGGGCGAGUGGGGUUUCAGGGCCGGGGAAAGAAGACGGCCGGCGAGACCCGGGAGGGCGGGACUGCGAGUGUCUGUCCGCGCUCAGGCUGGAAAGGAAGACAGGAGAACUAGCGGCGAGGGUCAAGACAGCCCCCUGAAACCCCUCCCCCCGAGCCGCGCGGCCGGCUGCGCCCCCCGCGCGCCGAGGGUGUGCGGCUCUGCUCUGAAGAUGAAUGGUGCCUGUUCAGGGCGCCGUUUCCCGGGAGCCGCGGCCGAGUCUCUGGGGAGGAAAUGGGCGCGGCCUGCACGCGGCGAGCGGUGGCCCCGAGGCGCUGGCCGCUGGGACCUGCGCGGUGGCUUCCUCCUCGGCGGCUGAACGCUUCCAGUCGCCGGGCGACGGGGGGGCCCGCCCACGGGAAUGGGGCGAGGAAAGGGUGCCGAAUGCCUUCCUCCAGUGAAGACGGCCGCUCCCUGAGCCCUCGGCCACCCCUGCUCGGACGCCCUCCCCUCCCCAUCACCCGGGGAGAGUGAGUUGUUUGUAAACAAUAAAUAAUGGAAAGUAGGAGGAUGUUUCCUAAAAGCCUCGGCCGCGCAGGAAAACGGGGAGGAGGGGGGAGGAGGGCAGAGUGGGGGAGGGGAGGCGCCGCGGCGCAGGAGGGAGAGCGAUGGAGAGAUUCAUUUCUGCCGAGAAAGCCCGGUGGCUAGUCCCUUAUUAUUUACAGGAAGGUGAUAUUAGCAAUUCAGGUGAGAAAGAAAGAAACGCGGCCACCAUGAAAUCAAUACAGAAUUCAAAAACAAUUAUUAAUGUCAUUUGACUCGUGUUCUUUAUAUAUCUCUUCCGGCUACAGACGCUAAACUGUCUGAAUAAUUUGCAUGGAGCGGCUAUUCAUUAUUUCCGAGGAUUUUCUUUGGCGGGCCGCUCGGACGUGGCCGGCUGCGGUCCAGCGCGAUCGGAGAACUCCUACUUUUCGUCUGUAAAUUAAAGCAAUUACGCAGCAGAUAUUAUAGGAUGCGUACUGUGGUCUCCAGAGAGUCAUCAAUCACCUUGAACCAAGCUGUCAGAGCGGGCAGAUUUCGUUUCUGGGAGGCAGGUUUGCAGCUGGGGAGAGGGCGAGAACGUCAUCAUUAAUUAGAGGGUGACCCUGGGGCGAUUCACAGGUCUGAACCCAGGGAUCGUUCCCAGCAAGUCUGCACAGCGCCGCCGCGAACGGCUCCCUCCCGGCGGCCGCGGGAGGCCUGGCCUGGCGGGAGCUGCAGGGGCGAGCCCGGGCCCCGCUGGGUGGCUGCGCCGAAGGCAGGCCGGGGUUCCGGGUGGCCCGGGCGUCCCCUGCCGCCUGCGCGCCGGACUCGCGCAAGGUCCCAGGCCGGGGAUUGGCUGGGGAAGCGCUGGGGUGUGCCCGCGACCGCUCCUUGCGCCCCGGGCAGAGAAGGGCCCCCCGGCCAGGCGCCCCACGCCCCCUCCCCAGUGCCUAGGCCCGAAGGUGGCCGCAAGGAGCGAGCGCAGCGCGAGGGGCCCCGGAGCCGAGUCGGGAAACCUGCUCCUCGGAGCGCGCCGGGCUGUCUGGCAGUCCCCACUUCAGCCGCGAGGGGCAGGGGACAGCCGGGGGAGGGCGGCCCGCGGGGCGGGCGGGGGCGAGCAAAGGGAGGGCCGGUGCGCCGAGCGGGAACGGACUGGACGAGGAGGGGCUGGCUCCCCCGGUGCCCGGCGGCCGGCAGUGGCAAACCCUCUAGCCCACCGAGCCCCGGGGCGGCGGGCUCCGGGGAGGGCCGAGGCCCACGCACUCAGGGCACUCUGACCCCGAGAUGCGGACGGCGCGCCUCGGCCGCUCGAGUUUGGAACUGCGGCCCGCUGUGGGGUUCGAACUGCUGGGAGGCUUCGCCCAGUCCCCGUUAAACAAUAGUCGCUGCGCGCCGCCCUCUGCCGCCGCGCGCCGGCCCGCGGAGCUGCCCGCCUGCCCGCCUUCCACCUGGAGGGGCGCGCGGGGCCGAGGCCGGCAGGCUGCGCCAGCGCCGGGCUAAUUUUAACUGUUGAUUACGUCUCCCGCGAAGCCUCACUCGCACACCCCUCGUCCGUCUCAUUUGUAAUUGAGACUAAUGAUUACAGUGGGGAGGGAAGGAGCAGCUGCUCAUUAAUUAAUUUCUAAUUAAAAGUCCUUCCGUCCUCGGUGACUAAGGAGAAACUCCGUGCGUCGGGGCGAUGUUGACUGCUCCUCGGAGGAAAUUCAUUUGUUCCGGCCGUGCGCCCUCCGCCCCGGGCGGCGCGGCCGCCUGUCCCCGCCCCGCCCGGCCGGGCCAGGGCCGAGUGACCCCCGCGUCUGCGGCCGGGCCGGGCUGCGCGGCGUGGGGCUGACGUCAGAGCCUCCGCCGCUUAAAGCCGCGCACCGCUGACUUGACGGAUUCGCACGACUCACUUUUUUUUCCCUUUUUCGCAAAAUAUGUAUUUGUGUCGCCGCUGCGAGGCCGGUCGGUCCCACUGUCCCCUCCAGGCUCCGGACUGUGAAGCUGAGAGGAUCGCCGCGGCUCACUUUCCUCUCCACUUAGAAAAGUUUACCAAGCUUGUGGCUGCAUUAACCGGCUCUUCUGCUUCGCCCUCCCAGUGUCUAGAAGCCCGCGGCCCCCGAGCAGUGGCCACGCCACGCCGGCCCCCUCGCUCAGGACCCUGCCGGCCCCGCCCGCCGGCCCCGGGCCCGCCAUGUCCUACCCGCAGUUUGGGUACCCCUACUCCUCGGCACCCCAGCUCCUGAUGGCCACCAACGCCCUGAGCGCGUGCUGCGAGCCCGGCGGCCGCUCGCUGGCCGACUCCGGGCCAGCUGCCUCGGCCCCAGCGCCCGUCUACUGCCCGGUCUACGAGAGCCGGCUGCUGGCCACCGCGCGCCGCGAGCUCAACUCGGCCGCGGCGCUGGGCGUCUACGGGGGCCCCUACGGCGGCUCGCAGGGCUACGGCAACUACGUGACCUACGGCUCCGAAGCGUCCGCCUUCUGCUCGCUGAACAGCUUCGACUCCAAGGAUGUGCCGGGAUCUGCGCAUGCGGGCCUCGCUCCCGCCGCUGCCGCCUACUACCCUUAUGAGCCGGCGCUGGGCCAGUACCCGUAUGACAGGUAUGGGAGCGUGGACAGCGGCACGCGGCGCAAGAACGCCACGCGCGAGACCACCAGCACGCUCAAGGCCUGGCUGCAGGAGCACCGCAAGAACCCCUACCCCACCAAGGGCGAGAAGAUCAUGCUGGCCAUCGUCACCAAGAUGACCCUCACGCAGGUCUCCACCUGGUUCGCCAACGCGCGCCGGCGCCUCAAGAAGGAGAACAAGAUGACGUGGCCUCCGAGGAACAAGUGCGCAGAUGAGAAGCGGCCCUACGCCGAGGGCGAGGAGGAAGAAGGGGGCGAGGAGGAAGGCCGGGGGCAGCCCCUCAAGAGCACCAAGGCUGAAGAGCCUGUCGGCAAAGGCAAGGACCUGGAGCUCAGCGACCUGGAGGACUUUGACCCCCUGGAGGGAGAACCCCCAGAGUGCGAGCUGAAGCCUCCCUUCCAGCCCCUGGACGGCGGUCUGGGUCGAAUUCCCACCGGGCCGGAAGGGCCCAGCGCCCCGGGGAAGGAGGCUCCGGGCGCCCUCCGGCUGCCCCUGGCCUCCGGGGGCGGGGCCGCUCUGGACCAAGACCUGGAGACGGCCCGGAGCUGCCUCCGGAGCGCGGCGGCCGGGCCGGAGCAGCCGGCGGGCGCGGGGAGCGGCCCGCAGGCCUGCGAGUCCAAGCUGGGCUUCCCUCCCUCUGGGGCGUCGGCCGGCCUCGAGGCCAAGCCGCGCAUCUGGUCCCUGGCACACACAGCCACUGCGGCCGCCACCACCGCCUUCAGCCAGACUGAGUUUCCCUCGUGCAUGCUCAAGCGCCAAGGGCCCCCCGUGGGCCCUGCGGCCCCCUCCUCGGCGCCCGCCUCCUCCUCGCCCGCGGCCCCGGCCCCCGCCGGUGCCCUGGACAGGCACCAGGACUCCCCGGUGACCAGUCUCAGAAACUGGGUAGACGGGGUCUUCCACGACCCCAUCCUCAGGCACAGCACUUUGAACCAGGCCUGGGCCACAGCCAAGAGCGCGCUCCUGGACCGGGGGCCGCUGGGCCGCUCGCUGGGGGCGGGCGCCAACGUGCUGACCUCGCCCAUGGCGCGCCCCUUCCCGCCCGCCGCGCCCCCAGACGCCCCCGCCGCCGGCGCCGCCAAGGACCUGCUGGCCGUGCCAAAGGCCGGCGGCAAGCCCUUCUGCGCCUAAAGGGCAGGGCGCCGGGGCGAGGAGAGAGCCGGCACUCAGGCCGCAGGUGCGAACGUGGCCUACCCUUUUUUACCGAGUGUCCAAAGCGAGGCGAAAGGGCGGCGCAGCUCAGGCCGCCAGCCCUCCCCGGAGGGAGCGUCUGAACUCGGGCUCCCGGGGCCACGGACAGGAGUCGGCCGGGCCCUCCCCAGCCGAGGGACCCGGCCGGACAGGGCUGCUCAGAGCUGCAGGGAGACACCCUGAAGCAUAAAGUUUACGUCCAAAAGUUUACAUGCGAAGACGCGUCGUUCGAGGCCCGUUCGUGUUGCUGUCCCCUCUGGGUUUGAGGCUUGCCGCUGUUCCUCGUGAAGACUCCUCAGCCUGCUGACCUUCCGAUUUCAUCCUCAGCACAUACUUUUCACCAACAGCACUUCACCGAGUUUACACUGUUGCACACUCUUUACCCGAUAAAAUUGUUUUUUUUUUUUAAUGUAUGUUCACACCAGUAAUUGCCUGCUUCAGAGGCUGAUAUAACAAAACCAAUAAAACCGAGUGAUGGUGUUUGCAUUGCAAAA
Molecule: messenger RNA, 5811 nt
Organism: Capra hircus (goat)
Lineage: Eukaryota; Metazoa; Chordata; Mammalia; Artiodactyla; Bovidae
Gene: IRX4
Product: iroquois homeobox 4
Exons: 5
Coding region: 3695-5257 (520 amino acids)
Biological process (GO): regulation of transcription by RNA polymerase II; neuron differentiation; cell development
Cellular component (GO): nucleus
Molecular function (GO): DNA-binding transcription factor activity, RNA polymerase II-specific; RNA polymerase II cis-regulatory region sequence-specific DNA binding
Source: RefSeq, a predicted model, not a curated record